Messenger RNA from Tetranychus urticae (two-spotted spider mite), 953 nucleotides. It is a transcript of the gene NP15.6, whose product is annotated as NADH dehydrogenase [ubiquinone] 1 beta subcomplex subunit NP15.6. The record is from RefSeq and is a predicted model, not a curated record. Gene Ontology annotation, cellular component: respiratory chain complex I. NCBI's taxonomy places the organism in Eukaryota, Metazoa, Arthropoda, Arachnida, Trombidiformes, Tetranychidae.
UUACGUGUGUUCAUAUGGAAACGGUCCCUCAACUGAGCUGAAAUUGUGAGUGGUUUUGUGUAUCGACCUUAAUUGCUGUUUAUUUAUUUAAUUUUGACCGAUUUUCGCUAUUAACAAUCCAUAUUUACCAUCAGAAUGAUGAUACCUUUCAGAUUGUUUAAUACUGUGAGACUAUUUAGAAGACAUAACCUAAUUGGUACAUCUUAUAACUCAUCGGUGCGUUUAAUAAAAACUGGCAAUGAUGGUACUGGUGGAGGCAAAGCUUCUGGCCAUGACAAUAUUCCUCCAUCUAUUCCUUAUGGUGGUGAUGGUGACAUCUACCUUCGCCCUGGGCUACAGAGAAGACCACCAGGACCAAAAACUGUUGAAGACUUUUUGAAUCCCGAAGGUGAAGAUAAGAAUUGGCUUUCAUAUGGUUGCGAUCCAAUAAGCAAAAAACACGAUAGAUACGAGAUGCAUUACUAUGCAGCCACUACAAUUAUUAUAUUUUUUGUCUGGGGAGCUCUUAUCUCUCGUUAUUAUAGACCUGAUUAUGCACCUAGAAAUAUCCUUUCUGGUCCGGGUAUAGUAGCAGGUCGUCAACAAUGGGACUUUUGGGCACUGAGGGAAGCUUAUCUUGAAAUAGAGCGACGUGAAAAGCUAGGGUUACCUUAUAUUGAUCCCGACUAUAUUCCUGCUGAAAAAAUGUUAUCGCAACUGCCAUCAGAAGAAGAACUUGCACUUUACGAUUAUGAUGUUUACGUAUAAUUUUAUUAAAAUUGGUAAAUAUCUGUAAAAACAAUAAUGGCAAUUUUAAUGGUGUUAACCUGGUCCAAACUUUAAAAUCUAUGAGAAUAUUAAAUGCCAUCGCUCAUUCAAAACCACGUAAUCAAUCUUAAUUUAACAGGUUAACAUAAAUUUUGUUGUAAAAAUCCUUCGAACUAAUAGUUGUAUAAUAAAUGUUACACAUAAAA